CACAUUCAUUCUCAUUCCUUUCUUCUAGACCUGCACUCUGUCAUUCCCUUAUAAUAACAUGGACGCACUUGCAGAAGGACCUCAGGUCCAAGUCAAGUUUGUGACUCGCCAGAGACAGUAUGCUAUCCCUGAAACCCCUAUCCAGACACCUGCACGCCUUAGACGAUAUGGACUCUCACAAAUUAUCAAUCUUGUUCUUCAGAACGAAGGAGAGAAGCAGAAACCUUUCGACUUUUUGAUUGAUGGCGAGUUCUUAAGAACUUCACUCGUUGAAUAUCUGGAGGAGAAGAAUUUGUCAACUGAAAAUCUUCUGACUAUUGAGUAUGUCGAAUCAAUGUUACCACCAACACCUCUAUCGUCAUACGAGCAUGACGAUUGGGUUAGUGCUGUUCAAGCUCAUCAACCUGGUGGCUUUUUGACAGGAUCGUACGACAACCAUGUUCGCAUUUGGAAUAAGCAGGCAGAAUGCACUCACAUUUUGUCAGGACAUAGCGGGGCCAUCAAGACUGUCCAAUGGCUCACAUCAAAUGGAGAGAGUGGCACUUUAUUGUCUGGAGCAUUGGAUCGGUCAAUCUUGGCCUGGGAGUAUAACCAUACUGAUAGCAGCAACUCGAUUUUGUAUGAGUGUAGAGGACACACUGCAGGAGUAGAGAGCAUCUCUUUGAACUCCAAUGGAGACAGAUUUGCUUCAGGAUCAGCAGAUUCUAUGAUCAAGAUUUGGACCACCACUGUUCCUACGGCCAGUGACCACUUUGAUGAAGCAGCGGAAACACGGAAAAAAAGAAAGACGGCCAAAGACGAUAGGAUCUUUAAGGCUCCAAUCCUUACGCUGGCUGCACAUACAGGCCCCGUCUCUUCAGUUGUCUUUAAUCCCACAUCAUCGGAUACCCUGUACAGUGCUGGAUGGGAUCACUCAGUUCGUGUCUGGGAUGUUGAGAACCAUGUCAAUGUCGCCACCAAGAACUGCGAAAAGACUGUUCAUGCCUUGGAUUAUUCUCAGCUUUCUGGACUUUUAGUUUCUGGCCAUGCAGAUACUGUCAUCCGUCUGUGGGAUCCUCGCACCGAGGAAUCAUCUAUCGUGAAGCAGACUCUUAACGGACAUCAAAACUGGGUCACAUCUGUUUCAUGGUCACCAUCAUCAGCAUACAUGUUAGCCAGCGGAUCUUAUGAUGGAUUUAUCAAAGUUUGGGAUAUCCGUGCUAAAGGGGCCUUGUAUACAUUGUCUCAUGGAAAGGGAUCCAAAAAGGUGCUCAGCAUUGAUUGGAGUAAUGAUUUCCUGCUGUCGGGAGGAGAAGACAAUCAGAUGAAGAUUCAUAAAGCUCAGGACAUGACAGAGCGUAUAGAAGGAUAGGAAGGCUGAAGUAGAAAAUCAUAGCACAUUUAUUAAAGCAUUUGGGUUUUCAACCCUCCCCCUUUUUUUUACCAUUUUCUCCAUCACACAUGUCCAUGUGUUCCCCUCUAUUUGUGGAGAAAUAAGGGGAUGGUCCGUUUUCUUUUUCCUUUUAUUUUUUUCUUUCUUCCUUACAAUUCAAAAUCCACCUCGGUUUGACCAAUAUACCCAUAAAGGCAGACAUGUCUGAUCAAAGAGCGGUU
Molecule: messenger RNA, 1593 nt
Organism: Lobosporangium transversale
Lineage: Eukaryota; Fungi; Mortierellomycota; Mortierellomycetes; Mortierellales; Mortierellaceae
Product: WD40-repeat-containing domain protein
Exons: 5
Coding region: 59-1351 (430 amino acids)
Biological process (GO): ribosome biogenesis
Cellular component (GO): preribosome, large subunit precursor
Molecular function (GO): protein binding
Source: RefSeq, a predicted model, not a curated record